Molecule: messenger RNA, 2847 nt
Organism: Eubalaena glacialis (North Atlantic right whale)
Lineage: Eukaryota; Metazoa; Chordata; Mammalia; Artiodactyla; Balaenidae
Gene: VSTM2A
Product: V-set and transmembrane domain containing 2A
Exons: 5
Coding region: 544-1188 (214 amino acids)
Source: RefSeq, a predicted model, not a curated record
GCCUCCGCCGAGGCGAGAGAGGCUCCGUCGACGGCGAAGAAGCACUUUGCGAAGGAACGAUGCCGCCGCUCUCCGGAAGGCGAGCGUAGACGGAGCGCGGCCCGGCGCGCACGGAGUUAAAGGCGCCGCGGCGCGGAGAGGGGAGCCGGCGCGAGCCCGCGAGGCCCCCGCCCCUCGCCCGUCCCCGCGCCACGCGCCCCACGCCGCGGGCUGACGCCGGACCCGCCGCAGGAAGCGGAAGGCGGGCGGCCGAGCGGCCAGGCACUGCCCCGCGCCGCGAUCCGGGUGUGCACGCGCAGCCCGCCGGAGCCCAGCCCGGCGCCCAGCCCGCCACUGCGCCGCCGGCUCCGCGCUCCGCGCUCCGGGUCCCCAGAGCCAGUCCGCGCCGGCAAGCAGCAGGAUGUUCGCGGCGCCGCGCCCCGGGCGCUGAGACCGAGCCCUCGAGACAGCGGCAUUCCUUUCUUUUAGGGCUUUUUGGCUGUUGGCUACACUGAUGUGACGACCCCCACCCCCUUUUUUUUUUUUUUUUUUUUUUUUGGAACGAUGGGGAUCUUUUUGGCGUAUGUUGGAUUUGUUUUCUUUUCCGUUUUAUAUGUACAGCAAGGGCUUUCUUCUCAAGCAAAAUUUACCGAGUUUCCGCGGAAUGUGACUGCAACCGAGGGGCAGAAUGUGGAGAUGUCCUGCGCUUUCCAGAGCGGCUCCGCCUCGGUGUACCUGGAGAUCCAGUGGUGGUUCCUGCGGGGGCCGGAGGACCUGGACCCCGGGGCCGAAGUGGCCGGGGCACAGGCGGAGCUGCUGCCAUACCGGGACCCGGACGGCGACGGGACCAAGAUCAGCACAGUGAAAGUCCAAGGCAAUGACAUCUCUCACAAGCUUCAGAUUUCCAAAGUGAGGAAAAAGGAUGAAGGCGUAUAUGAAUGCAGGGUGACCGACGCCAAUUACGGAGAGCUUCAGGAACACAAAGCCCAGGCCUACCUAAAAGUCAACGCCAACAGCCAUGCUCGGAGGAUGCAGGCCUUCGAGGCCUCGCCCAUGUGGCUGCAGGAUGCGAAGCCUCGCAGGAACGUCUCGGCGGCCGCUCCCGGCAGCAUGCAUGGCUCUGCCAACCAGCAAGUGCUCUCCACUUCCAGCCCUCAAGCGGUAGCCAAAAUCCCCAAACAAAGUCCACAAUCAGCAUCAUCUCACUGACUGCUCGGGGGUUGGCCUGACCGUCAUCGGUAUAGUGAAUGUUUACUACAGAUACCACUGAUUACCUACUAAAAGACCCAUUAUCUGCAGGAAGUAAGCAGAGAUCAAAAGGCUACAGAACAUAAACUAUCAUCAAACAAAACUCCUGUCUGGGGGCAAGAACAAAAUUUUCAACACUGCGAGUCAACAAUGAAAACAUUGUUUUAAAUAAGAAAUAAUAAAAGAGAAUUUUUUUUUUGCAUUUUUCCCCUUUUCUUGGGUUUUUCUCCUUUUUCUUCAUUGUAGUUCUUGUUCAAUAUGGCAAGUGCUGAUUAUGGCCAAUCCCUGUCAAUCCUGGGAGGUUUAUAUAAAAACAUUUUGAGUGUUCUAUAUUUCAGUGCAUUUUAAUUCAUUUUGCAAUUCUUGUAUAUGCAAAUGAUAAAUUCUGUAAAUUGCUUAUAGUAUGUGUGAUAUAACUUCAAAGUAGAUAGACUAUGAGCCUCAUGCAAGCUGAUUUUUAUCAUUCUCUAUAUAAAUAUAUACAAAUAAGUAUCUAUAUGUUGGGUCAUCAACCAACUUUUUUUUGGAUAAAACGUAUGUUUUUCACUUAUUCCUAUAUUGUGGGGAUUUUGUAAUGCAUUGUUUCACUUCCACAGGUUUGACAGUUGCAGAUGGUUUCUGUUGCCCUCUGCUUCCUUCUGGAAAAUGCGUAUUCAAAAUCGUAUCGGUCUCUGAUAAAUGAAUUAAUUUUGCUGUGUGUAUGCUGUGUUGAAAUUUGCUAUGUUCCUUUAUAUGUGGUGUUUAUUGAGGUUUGAGGAUCUUUUGACUCUGAAGAAUGUAAGCUCUCUGGUUUUGACAGCCAUUCCUGUAUCAUCAUCAUCAUUAUUGUCAAAAAGCAGUGUCGCGUCUAGAAAAUUUGCCUUGGAAGUGAAUAUGGGGUAGGUGAAGUGGUCAUCGUGAAUCCCUAAAUUCAUGGAAGAACACUUCUUGCUGUGGCUAAAAAAUGCUGCUUCCUUUGACCUUUAUGAAUUUUUGUAGCUUUGUCAUUCUGUUAUUUGCUGCUAAUUAUAUUUUAAUGUCUCCUAAUUAAAAAUUAGAAUUUGGUUGUUGGCUAAACAUAAUAUGCAAAAGAUGACUGCAGAUCCCCGACUAAAGAAGAUAAUGUGUUCAGUUUUCACUAGUUAAGUGAAUUAUAACUUUAAAUAUUCCAUUCUUAUUUUUGGCUUUAUGAUAAUUCAGACUAUUUUAUUUAGAACCUGUUUUCUACUCUGGCAAAGAAUGAUAGGCAAGACUAGCGAUGUGUUCCAUAUACACUAUGGAGUAGAUAUGGUUGAGAUGGAAAUGACCUAAGUUUUCCUUCCAGAGAGAUUCUUCCAUUUUCUUUCAUAACAAACCAGAAGUUCAUCUCUAUAGGACCGUCAGCACCAAGCCUAAGGUCCUAGACUGAAGCUUGAAGGCAAUGAAUACCUCUGCUUUUCAAAGGUAAAUGCAUUGAUUUUCUGCAAUUCAAUUAUAAGCAAUGUGAUAUUUUCAUAAUAUCCUUGACAUUAUCUUCUGAGAAAUAAUGUUUCAUGCUAAAUAUUUUAUUGACAUUUUUCUUGUUCAUUUGGUUUAUUAUUUCAGUCUAAUGAGAAAAAUAAAUAAAAGAUUUGAUUGCACUAUUUUAUUAACCUAGAAAAA